AUGAAAUUGAUACUGUUAUCUCUGUUAUUCGUGUUGAACAUCGCAACAGAACAUUUUGACGAUGAAUCUGAUUUAGUCUUCGACACCUUUGAGGAGGAUGAAGAUGACUUUGAAUUGGAAGAAGCAGAGGAAGAAGAGAACUUUGAUUUGGAUGAAUUUGGGGAAGAUAUGAUGGACGAUAAAUCACGACGUUCAUCUAGAAAAUCUGACAAACCCAAGCGGAAAGAGAGCAAGAAAACUGCAAAGAAAGAGAAAAAAAUUCAAAAGAAGAGUGUCCAACAUUAUAAAGAAGAGAAGAAAGUCAACAAAGAGAAAGCAAAAGCGAAACGAGCCGAAAAGAAAGCUGCCAAACAGGCAAAAAAAGCUGAGAAAGCGGAACGAAAGGCGAACAAAGAAAAGGCGAAAAACAAGAAGGCGGAACGAAAGGUAAAGAAAGAGGAGCGCAAGAACAAGAAAGAAGAAUAUAAAUUGAAGAUUGAGAAAAAGAAAGAGCAAAAGAAAUUGGCGAAACAAGAGCGGAAGUUACAGAAAGAAGAACAUAAAAAGACUAUUGAUGAGAAAAAAGCGGAAAAGAAACUUGCCAAAGAAACACGGAAAGAAAAGAAAGAAGAGCGGAAAGUGAAGAUUGACAAGAAGAAAGCUGAGAAAAAGAUUAAAAAAGAAGAACGAAAAGCGAAAAAGGAGGAACGAAAGAAAGUGAUAGAGAAAAAGAGAUCUGAGAAGAAGAUUAAAAAGGAGGAACGAAAAGCUAAGAAAGAAGAGAAGAAGAUAAAGAAAGAUUUAGCCAAACAGAAAGCAAAAGAAACUAAAGAGAAGAGAAAAUUAUUAAAAGAAGAGAAACGACUGGAGAAAGAAAAGAAGAAGGCAAGUAAAAAAUCCUUAAAGAAAUUGGAGAAGUUUGAAGCGAAGAUGAAAGUUCAGAAGUAUGUGAAGACCAUUACUAAAGGCAUGAAGAAGUUUGGAAAGAAAUUGGAGUCUGCCUUUGUGAAAGCUGCGAAGAAAGGAAAGAAGGCGUUGACUCAAUUGUUUGCGAAGAAGUUUAAGAAAGAUUUAAAGAAGAAUGGAUGGAUGGCUAAACUCGAUAAAAUUAAAUGUCCGGAAGAAAGAAGAAAGAUGUACGAGAAAUUGAAGAAAUAUUAUUGGAGUCUUGGAUGUAAAUGCAAAUGUUGCCAAUCUCUACCAGUCCCACACUGCGGGUGUUCUCACUCAAAUGGAUCAAGCAGUGGGAGUACUACUACUACAACUUCACAUGCAUCGGGAAGCAGUUCGACGUCUUCUUCUUCAACUCAGACAUCAACAAAUACACAAUCAUCUACAACUCAAAACACACAAAACUCAAGCAACGGUGGAAACCAAGAAACUCCUUCUUCUACUUCAUCAACAACUUCAAGCACAUCUUCAUCUAAUUCAGGAGCUACUCAAUCAUCACCAGCUAUCAGUUAUACUCCAAGUUUCACUCCAAGUUAUACCCCGAGUUAUACACCCACUAACACUUACACACCAACUAACACUAUAACUCCUACUAUCACUGCUUCACCUACUAACACCGUCAGCUCAGGUACGUUCACACCAACUAUUAAUAAUAAUAUCCAAAUGCCAGCUCCAUCUGUUCCUACACCUGUGACACCAUCACAACCAUCAAACAGUGGAAGUUCUUCAAACGCAGACGCAACUACUUCAGCUCUUGCCUCUAUGAUGAAUAUGAUGCAACAACAACAGCAGCAACAACAGAGCUUUAUGAUGAACGUUGUUCAACAACAGCAACAACAACAACAACAAAGUUCUCAACAGAGCCCAAUCAUCAUCCAACAAAUGCCAUCUGAGAAACCAAUAUCAUUGACAUCUCCAACAAUUAACAUGCCAGCAAUCAAUAUUGUCAAUAAAAACAAUAACAAUAACGUCUUUAAGGACGAUGAAAUUAAAGAGAAGGAAGAGUUGACUGGGAUCAACGAAGAAAAAAAGACAUCACAAACCCUCGCAGACGAAUCUGGUAAUCCAUUUGUUGAACCAUCAGAUAAUUACGCAACUGAAAAAACAGGAACAACAGAGGCUGCGAUUGUGACAGACAAGCAGAUCAACGAAAUUCAAAAGGAACAAAAUCGAUCAUAA
This is a messenger RNA of Entamoeba invadens IP1, 2109 nucleotides long. Its product is annotated as nucleolin, putative. The coding region runs from base 1 to 2109 and encodes 702 amino acids. The transcript has a single exon. The record is from RefSeq and is a predicted model, not a curated record. Lineage: Eukaryota; Evosea; Mastigamoebida; Endamoebidae.